AUGGCGGGGAGAGUUGUUCUCAUCAACUCGGUCAUUAAUGCCUUACCAAUCUACACGCUUUCUUUUUAUAAGGCUCCUAGGAAGGUGUUACAAGAGAUGUGUUCGAUUCAACGCAAGUUCCUUUGGGGAGGUGGAGAUCUCAAAUGUUCUAUUUGUUUGGUUAGUUGGGAUACGGUGUGUAAGUCUCGAGAAGAAGGAGGGUUGGGAGUAAAAAAUCUUGAAAUUAUGAAUGUGGCUUUGCUUAGCAAAUGGAAAUGGAUAAUUUUAACGGAAAAAGAUGCGGUGUGGAGAGAUCUGUUGGUUGCAAGGUAUGGUAACAUAAAGCUUAAGGUUUUGGUUGGAGAUUCAUCGGUGGUGCAUAAAAACGACUCGGUGUGGUGGAGAGAUUUAAUCAUCUCAGACAACUAUGAAAAGCUUCUUCUGGAAAACUUUACUAGUGUUGUUCAAGUUAUUGUUGGCAAUGGAGUUUCAACGCCGUUUUGGUAUGCUAAUUGGUCUGGGCAGCGGUCGUUGAUGGAGGAAUUUCCGACUCUGUUUUCUUUGGCUAACAACCACCUCUCCAGUUUUUUUUCUGCAGGUUUUUUGGUCAACAAUGGUUGGAAUUGGGCCCUGCCAGAGCUGUUCCAGGAGGACAGUAUAGCUUUCAGGCUGGCUGCGAACGAUGGAGAAGGGGUUAGCCAAUCCGCGGCUGUGGUUGAGAGUCACAGGGGCACGGAGGAGCCGCAGAGAGCUGGCUCUGAGGAGGCGGCAGCGAUCGGCUCAGCAGCUGGCAGCGCUGCUGUUCGGCGGUCUCUUUGUCAGCUGAAACAGCUUCUCCGGACUUUUGUACUUCAGCAGGCUGAGUCAGAUUUGUUCUAUUGGCAAGAGGAGUUGGAUGGUAUUUUUUCGGUUAAGUCUUGCUAUGUCUUCCUCAAUAACAAGUUGUCGGGUGAGGUGGUGGCUGCGAAUAGAGUUCGUGCUCUCUCUCAUCUUUGGAAAGUUAAGGUUCCCUCUAAAAUUCUUUUCUUUGCUUGGAGAUUUAUUCACAACCGUAUAGCUACUCGUGAUCAUUUAGUGAGACGUGGUAUUUUGAUGGAGGGUAGGGAUUCUUUUUGUGUUUUUUGUUCGAAGGAGGAAGAAUCUCGGGAUCAUCUUUUUUCGAAUUGUGUUGUUUCGAUUAGAGUUUGGCGCCGAGUUUAUAUGUGGCUUGGAGUUGGGGACAUUUUGUCUUUUGAUGAGUUUGUUGAUUUCUUCUUUAAUUGUGAGAAGAUUAAUUAUCUCUCCAAGAAAGCUAUCUUGUCGGUUGUUUGGCUUGCAACGAUUUGGACUUUGUGGAACAAGCGCAAUGCCAUUAUAUUCAAAGAUGAGUCCUUUAGUUUCAUAGAGUGUAUGUCGGAGAUUACUAUUUCGUCGUGGCAUUGGUUAGGUUCUUUCUAUAAGAAGGUGCCGGUUUGUAAUUUUUUCGGUUGGAACACUCAACCUUUAUUGUGUUUUUCGUUGUAA
Messenger RNA from Vicia villosa (hairy vetch), 1482 nucleotides. RefSeq lists its product as uncharacterized. The transcript has a single exon. The coding region runs from base 1 to 1482 and encodes 493 amino acids. The record is from RefSeq and is a predicted model, not a curated record. NCBI's taxonomy places the organism in Eukaryota, Viridiplantae, Streptophyta, Magnoliopsida, Fabales, Fabaceae.